Molecule: messenger RNA, 1226 nt
Organism: Biomphalaria glabrata
Lineage: Eukaryota; Metazoa; Mollusca; Gastropoda; Planorbidae
Exons: 3
Coding region: 180-956 (258 amino acids)
Biological process (GO): cellular response to oxidative stress
Cellular component (GO): cytoplasm
Molecular function (GO): glutathione disulfide oxidoreductase activity
Source: RefSeq, a predicted model, not a curated record
GUAAGAACAAAAAAAUUAAUGAAAUUUCUAGAAAUCAAUGCGGCCUUGCAGUUCUGGCCAUUUAAUUUUGGCCCCCCUUUAGCCUCACAGUUUUGGCCAGUCAAUUUUGACUGGGUCAAACUGUAUUAUCAUGUUUUUUUUAAUUCUUUGAACUCUCGUUAGAAGGACCAUAAGAUAAGAUGGCCGGAUCUAUUCCUUUUGUGGACACAUUUCUUAAGCAUAAAAAGAUUGUACUGUUUGGCAAAAGUUACUCUCCUGAAACUAAUAUAAUCAAAGACUUAUUGAAACAGAAUUACUAUUAUGAAUUAUCGGAUAGAUGGUUCUGUUCAGUUGAUAUUGAGAAAAGACAAGACUGCUCAACUGUGGAGAAUUAUUUGAUGCUUCUGACUGGCUACAACAACCGCCAGGUGCCGCUCCUGUUCGUCAGAGGCAAGGUCAUCGGCAGCUACGACCAAAUACUCCGGCUUCACAAAGACGACCGCCUGAAGAGGCUCUUCACUAGGUUCUCCCUCGAGAGCGACAGUGAUGACGACGACGACGAUGUCAAGGUGUGCCGCAUGAGGCGGCACGAGAUGGUGGUCCGCGUGGAGGAGCUGGACGAGACGGAGGUCGUGGUCAAAGUCGCCGACUGGGUGCAGCUGGACGAGAAGCCCAUCGUGGACUACGACGCCUUCCGGAAGUCAGACAGCACGACCACCGUAUCGUCGGAGCUGAACGAAAUCAAUCGAGCGUCAUUCAUCAACAGGGUUGAGCAGAAGUACAAGCCGUCUGCCAACAAGAAAGCCAAGAGCAUGACAGACGUUGAUCCCGAAUGGGUGUACGUAGGCGGGAAGAAGCAUAAGGAUCCUUCAGGACACAUGGGGUCCUCUACAACCAUGAUUAAGUCGAAACACGUAUUCUCCGUGGGGGAAGUUCCCUUAAAAGAGCAGAUUUUAGAAAAGAGCAAAAACAAAUAGGGACAGCUAGUCGUUGGUCGAGGGAAAAAAAACAACAUAGUGAUUAAUGAUUAUAACGUAAUAUCAAACAAUAUUAGACAUAGGAUCGAUUUAAGUAUAGUCGGGCUAAUUAUUCAGAUUUGUGUAACUCUUGGAAGAAGUAUUAAUGUUUACAAAAAUAAACUAUGUAAAUAUAAUAACUAUUUUAUAAAGUAAAUAAUUCUUUUGUUGAUACUUUAUAUAUCUAUCUGUAUGACAAAAUAAAUCUGAAGUGGUUAAAAAAAAACAGUA